This is a messenger RNA of Scutellospora calospora, 1020 nucleotides long. The record is from the annotation of a GenBank genome assembly. NCBI's taxonomy places the organism in Eukaryota, Fungi, Glomeromycota, Glomeromycetes, Diversisporales, Gigasporaceae.
AUGGUUGCUUACAGAAAUCAAUUCUUAGAACAAAUGGCUGUUUUAAGACCCAGAAUGGCGACAUAUGAAGGAGAAAGUAUGGAACAGGUUGUUUUACCUAACCUUCCAUCUAAUAUCUCUGAAAUUAUUCUAGUUACCCACGAUGAAUCUGUGUUCUAUGCUAAUGAUGGUAUUACCAAGACAUGGGGUCCUGCAAAUGAACACCAAAUUCAACGAAAGUCACAAGGUUUAAGUAUUCACGUUAGUGAAUUUAUUUGCGAAUCGAUUGGGCACCUUUGCCUUUCAGAAGAAGACAAAGUCAUGAAUGACCUUCUCCCCAAUGAUGAGCGAAUUCCAUAUAAUGAGGCAUAUGUUACACAUAAGGACUUUAUGAAACAAGUGGUUGAAAGAGCCAUUCCAAUUUUUGAACAAAUGCACCCUGGUAAAACUGCACUCUUUAUGUUCGAUAACAGCUGCUCUCAUAACGCAUAUGCCAAUGAUGCCUUAGUUGUUUUACAGAUGAAUUUAAAAGAUGAAGGCAAGCAACCUCUACUUAGAGAUGGAAAAAUGCCUGAUAGCUCUGUUCAUAUAAUGACAUUUGUAGAUGAGGAUGGUAUAAAAAAACCAAAAGGGAUUCAACGUAUUCUUGAGGAAUGUGGCCUGUGGAUAGAAAAUUUACAAAAGAAAUGUGAGUCAUGUAAAUUGCAUAUUUUUGACUCAACAAAUGAGCAAUAUUGUGCAACUCAUAUUCUUAGUUGUCAGCCUGAUUUUAUGUCUCAAAAAAACCAUUUAAAAGAAGUUAUUGAGGCUGCUGAGCAUAUAUGCAUCUUUUACCCCAAAUUUCAUUGUGAGCUCAACUAUAUUGAAGCAUUUUGGAGAGAUAUCCUUCGGUUUGCACGCCGAUCUGAGCGAUUUAUGAGUGCUUAUGCAUAUGGUCUUUUAGGUAGAGCUGCCAUCUUUGCGGUAAAGAAAUACUGGUCACAUCGCUGCGUUCCACUAAGCAUUUUGUAUGAGUUUGGUCAUUUAAAUUCUUCCAAUUAA